AAGAGCAUGCAACAGACAACUUAGUGCAACUUUAGAUCACACGCAUCAACUUCUGUUGCACCGACGGGAUUUAACAUUUUGAACAAGGAAACUUACUACGCUUUCUGUAUAUAACCUGAUCAUUUUUAUUUUUCUAAUUUCGCAUUAAUAUACAAGAUGCUUUUUCCACUGUAAUAACAUCAUAACCAGCACUUGUCUUAAUUUAUUAUUGUGAUUUUUGUUAUAUAUCUUCACUAUUAUUUAAUUCUGACUACUUUAUCAGUGAAGAAUUGCUUAAUUAAUCUGAAUUAACUUUUUGACGUGUGGGGACUGUAUUGCAGCAGCCCCGUAGAAGCGCUACCGCCUUUCGCUUAAUCCUUGUAAAAUGAGGCAUUUGAAAUUUGUGCUCUUGUUGGCCAUCGCGGCCAAUUUUUGGGAAUGCGGUGAUGCGAAAAUCGGCGAGAAUGGAGAAUUAAGUCCAAGGAGGAGGAGAUGUUACGAUGGAAGUCUGCCGAAACGCCUGAAGAAGAAGGAGCGAAAACUGUCACUGGAGGGAAGCGGCGGAGGGGAGGUUUGUCACAGGCUAUAUCCUCGUGUGUCUUGCUGUCCGUCCAGGAGGGCUCCGUAUCAGAUACUCCACCGGAGAGAUGCUCGGAUCUUCUCGACCAAUAACACGGAGUGUUCUAGACUGCUGGAGGAGAUUAAGUGUGCCCAUUGUUCACCACAUGCUCAGAUGCUCUUCCACUCACCCAAACUUGAAAAAGCGCCACACAGAGCACAAGACCUACCCCGCUUAUGCCACGGCUACUGCCAAGAGUUCUACUACACCUGUCGGGGACAUGUACCAGAACUGUUCCAAGCUGACGUGGAUGAGUUCUGCCAGUACUAUGGAAGGAGGGACGGAGGCCUGUGCUUUCCAGAUUUUCACCGAAAGCAACUGGGCAGAGAUUCUAACUACCUGUUAGAUGAAAAAAUAGAAGUAAUAAACAGAAAACACAAACACAACUGCUACUGUACUCAGGAGAUCCUCAGUGGUCUUCGACAACCUGUUGGUGUGGUGCAUUGUGGGGAUGGAUCACAGCGCCUUUUUAUUUUGGAGAAGGAAGGCUUUAUCCGGAUACUAACACACAACUUGGAGCUCCUAAAAGAGCCUUUUCUGGACAUACACAAGCAAGUCCAAAGUGGUAUAAAGGGCGGAGAUGAAAGGGGCUUGCUAAGCCUUGCAUUCCACCCCAAUUAUAAGAAAAAUGGAAAGCUCUACAUCUCCUACACGACCAACCAGGAGCGCUGGUCUAUCGGGCCGCACGACCACAUUCUACGCGUGGUGGAGUACACAGUGUCCAGGAAAAAUACCAACCAGGUGGACACAAGGACUACCCGUGUUUUAAUGGAAGUAGCAGAGCUCCACCGGAAGCAUCUGGGAGGGCAGCUCCUUUUCGGGCCUGAUGGGCUUCUGCACAUCUUUUUAGGUGAUGGCAUGAUCACUUUGGACGAUAUGGAGGAGAUGGAUGGCCUGAGUGAUUUCACAGGAUCUGUCCUAAGGGUGGAUGUGGAUACAGAUUGUUGCAACACUCCUUACUCUAUACCCAGAAACAACCCAUAUUUUAACAGCACCAACCAGCCCCCAGAAAUAUUUGCUCAUGGACUACAUGAUCCAGGGAGGUGUGCAGUGGAUAAGGUCCGCAUGGACAUCAAUGGAAGUCUGAUGAUCCUAUGCACGGAUACAGUUGGCAAAAAUACAACAACAGGCAGAAUCCUGCAGGUCAUCAAAGGGAAAGACUACGAAAAUGAGCCGUCUACGUUUGACUUGGGGUCAAAUGGAGGCGCCACUCCAGUCGGUGGUUUCAUCUAUAGGGGAUGUCAGUCAAGACGACUUUAUGGAAGUUACGUAUUUGGAGACAAAAAUGGGAACUUCAGAAUUCUCCAGAGAUCUUUAGGAGAUAGGCCGUGGCAGGAGAAGCCUUUUUGUCUUGGUAGCAGCAGUCCCUGUGGUUCCUCACUGGUAGGCUACAUCCUGGGUUUUGGCGAAGAUGAAUUGGGUGAAGUCUACAUACUUGCUUCAAGCAAAAGCAUGGCGAUGCAAUCACACAGUGGAAAGCUCUACAAGUUGGUGGACCCCAAGAGGCCACAGGUUCCUAAAGAGUGCAGACGGCCAGUAGAGGAUCCAGAGAUGCUUAGCACCGCUUGUUCCCGAGAAUGCAAGAAUGGACACUGUACACCAACUGGCAAGUGCUGCUGCAGCCCUGGCUGGGAUGACCCUUUCUGCUUACGAGCCAAGUGUGAACCAGCUUGUCGCAAUGGCGGGGUCUGCGUGGAACCCAACAAGUGCCUCUGCAAAGAAGGCUUCUCGGGGGCCCAGUGUGAGAUAGGGGAGCGUGGCAUGCGAGGGGACGGUGAGAAAGACAGCAUACUGGAGCACAUCAUUGACAUGACCUCCUACCUGUUGGACCUCACCAGUUAUAUUGUAUAAAGAGCAGGUCAGGGUGAUAAAGCGCUCUUCUGCAGUUGGCAGACUGAACGUUAAGGAGGCCUUUCAGAGUUCGCCUUCAAGACACCAUCCCUAAUCUCCACCUGAUCCUCCUCUCCCAGCACUGUUCUUUUUCAUGAGCCACAGGCUUCUGAUUUUCAAGCUCCCCUAUGCCAUCUGCACUCCCCCCCGCCCCCCACCCCCCCAUGUACAAAUACACGUCAAACAAUAACAGGGUGGUCAAUAGGACCACACCACGUGUAGCUCACCAAGGGGUCACAUGUUGGAGGUACCACGCCGGACUCAAGGGUAUUAUAGAAGUCGUCCUGUUGGCUGACCAAGUCUUGGUCCACUUUAAAGUCAAUCAUCCCUGCAACAAUAAUGGACUCAUAAGGCACUGGACACCCCAUAUGAGACCAACGUGAAUGCUUGGCCCAGCCCCAACAUGGGCACCUGUACUACAGGACUCGGAACACCAACUGGGAUUUUUGGGACAGAAGUAUAACAAACAGCGAAUUUAAGGAAGUCAAAUGGAAAGUAUAAGAAACUGAACUGUACCAUAGAAAAUAAUCAUUGCUUUGGGAUUCACAGGUGCUUAAAGAAUGAGGGAGGUAACACCAGUAGAUGCCGACAAUACGACACGCCAGAAACUAUUGUCUGUGUAUAACUGGACAAUCAUUGGAUGGGACUUGAUGCCAGUUUACCAUACAUGCAGUUUCAUUAAACAGAUCUGCUUAAAUGUCAUUGAUCUAUAAAAUGAUCAGAAUAGAUCCUGCAAAGUCAAACCUCUGUCCCAUUGAGUGAAGUGAAAUCUAAAUCUUAAGAAUGUUCUUACAGUCACUUUGCAUUUAAAACAAUUAAUUUAAAUGAAUACACAUAAAAAGUUGGAGAUGGUUUGCAGGAUAACCAUAAACAGGAUCCUGCUUUGGUUAAAGCUACAGAAUACUAUUUUCCUAUGUUUGUCCAUGACCAUGCACGCUGCUUUCAUUGCAAAUUGUAUAUCUUAUCAUAUUGUAAUAUGUUCAUGUAUCUAGUUUUUGUGUGAUGUCAUGCACAGGAACCCUUUUUUAUAUGAAAGAUCCUUGUAAGAAGAUUUAAACAAAUAACAUUACUACAUUUACUUUCAAUACUGUUUUGUCAGUCACAGUGGGCAAGCUUCACCUGCAGUUUCUGCUUUUUAUAAACACAAAACCGUUAUCCGUUUUUGUCAUUUAAAAAAGGGAACAAGGCUGUUGACUGGUGUACAUUUCAUAUAGUAAUGUAGUUAAAUGGGUAGUUAGACUUGCCAUUAUUUGAUAGAGGAAGGUUUAUUUUGAAGGAAUAAUUUAUGGGUGAGGCGAAUAAUAGCAGCCUGUAAAUUCAUAAUUUAAUGUAGGGAUGGAUCCUAAGACAGUUCCAACAAGGAAAUACAUCUAUAAAAAUCCAAUUUAAAGAAGUAACAUUCUCUUCCCAUCAAGAGUACUUUGCAGACUUUCCAUGCUUUUUUUUAAAUGCUAAAAGCUAAAGCUCUCAUUUUAGAAUGCUUUUUUUUAUUCAGCCUGCAGCUCAUGAAUGAAUAGAUUACAGUGACACUAUUAUACUUUGAUGGCAUCACCAACCCUGAAAAACGGUUGUGAAAGUGAGCUUAUAAUUUUGUUUACAUACAUACUUCACCAUAUUGCCUCAUAAAAGCAUAAGCUGUUUUUCGUUUUUGUAAUUGCUGAAUAAAAAUGACUGAAACCGUACAUUCUGUAUAUCAGCUUUAGACUAUUUUGUAACCAGUCAGGUCAUCAAUAUUUCACCUAAUGUUUAAUUCACCCCACCAUUUUUUUAUGUGCUUCUAAAAUUAGUAAAUUGAUCUUCUAGGUUUACACUCGCCUUGAAUAGUUCAUUGUAUUCAGUGUUAUUAGUGUAACUGUUCAUUUCUCCCAAAGAGAGGUAUACCAACAGCAAACCAUAAGUGUUUAUUACUUUAUAUUCAGUGCAUUUUUAGAACUCUUGGAUCAUGCUGUAGAUCUCCUUGAUAAUUUUAGCACUUAAUGUGAAACCUGCAUUGGAGCUGCUGGGAAGGUGUCGUGUGAAUAGAAUAACCCUGUUUCUUUUAUUAUUUAAGUAGUUACACCGUAAAGUUAUUUAAAUUGUCUACAUUGUUUUUACUGUUGUAUGUGAAGAAAUAUGAUCAUUUAUUGUAAAUAAAAGUAGGGUUAUCUUGGGUUCUUCUCAGAAAUAUCAAUAUGUUUAAUAAAGUCUAUAGCAUG
This is a messenger RNA of Triplophysa rosa, 4683 nucleotides long. It is a transcript of the gene hhip, whose product is annotated as hedgehog interacting protein. The transcript is spliced from 13 exons. The record is from RefSeq and is a predicted model, not a curated record. Bases 365 to 2449 code for a protein of 694 amino acids. Lineage: Eukaryota; Metazoa; Chordata; Actinopteri; Cypriniformes; Nemacheilidae.